Messenger RNA from Fonsecaea nubica, 771 nucleotides. RefSeq lists its product as hypothetical. The record is from RefSeq and is a predicted model, not a curated record. The transcript is spliced from 3 exons. Gene Ontology annotation, biological process: carbohydrate metabolic process. The coding region runs from base 1 to 771 and encodes 256 amino acids. NCBI's taxonomy places the organism in Eukaryota, Fungi, Ascomycota, Eurotiomycetes, Chaetothyriales, Herpotrichiellaceae.
AUGUCUCGCAUCAAGCACAAGGCCAUGAUCAACGUCGACCUGGGAGAGGGAUAUGGCAACUGGUCGUGUGGACCGGAUGCUGAGAGACUACUCCCCCUGAUCGACCAUGCCAAUAUAGCCUGUGGCUUUCACGCGUCAGAUCCCCUCAUCAUGAUGGACACGGUUGAGCAAUGCAAAGCCCACGGCGUCAAGGUCGGCGCACACCCGGGAUUCCCAGACCUGCAGGGCUUUGGGCGGAGGGAGAUGAAACUGUCCCACGAAGAACUCACGGCCAUGACCAUCUACCAGGUCGGCGCGCUCAAAGGGUUUCUCGACCGGGCAGGCGUGCCGCUCCACCACGUCAAGCCGCACGGGAUGCUCUACGGGGUCUGCUGUCGCGACUACGACGUGGCGAAGGCGGUGUUUCGGGGCAUUCCCGAGGGCGUGCCUGUCUUUGGUCUCGCGGGGACGUGUAUGGAGCAGGCGGCGCGGGACAUGGGCAUCGACUUCAUCGCCGAGUUCUACGCCGAUGUCAAAUACAACACGGACGGCAGUUUGAUCAUCGACCGGAAGAAAGGGGCAUGGGACCGCGAAGAAAUCAGCCGCCGAGUUUCGCAGCAGCUGGAGACGUGCAGCGUGGGUGCCAUCGACGGCUCGAGCUGUGACCUGCGAAUCAACGACUAUCGCACGUCGAUAUGUUGUCAUUCUGACAGUCCCGGGUGCGUCGAGAUUGUCGAGGAGACGCGAAAGGUUGUUGAUGCUUUCAACAAAAAAUACUUUCCCGGUGGUUAG